Seminavis robusta is the source of this 2572-nucleotide messenger RNA. The record is from the annotation of a GenBank genome assembly. NCBI's taxonomy places the organism in Eukaryota, Bacillariophyta, Bacillariophyceae, Naviculales, Naviculaceae.
GGCUCAGGAAGAUAGCGAAAGCGCCAAGUCCAAUCCCUUGUUCUCACAAUUCACUCCUCUCAGUGAAUGCGCUUUCAAAAUAGUAGCGGUACUGUAUCAUGGGUUUCCCAUCGUGCUUUGGAGGACUCUCUCUGGUGUUGGCUUUGCUGUUGCAGGAGCCAGCAAGUGGAUUUACUACUUUGCCGUGGCUUCCUCGGAAAGCAACCUUUCAACUUUCGGCAGUUGCUCAAGAGACCAGUGCUCUGAAAGUCGAAGAUCCAAGCCUGCUUCGCAAUGUCGGCAUUGUGGGUCACUCGCACCACGGCAAAUCGACGCUGAUGGAGUGGAUGUUGUACGAUGAAAACGUUUUGACCAAAACGCCCACGCGAGCUCAUAGCAGCUUGGAUGCAGAUCCAGCCGAAGCGCAGAGAGGCAGCAGUGUCUUUAGCCAUUACGGCAAGUGUCCUCACAAUGGACACGUCUUGGCGCUCACCGAUACACCCUGGGGCGAUUUCCCCGCUGACGCUCAAGCCAGUGUCGAUGGAACCGAUGCUGCGGUACUGGUCGUGUCCGCGGCGGAUUCCGUCCAGUCCGGGACUCUUUCGGCAUGGCAGCACUGUGCCAGUCACCACAUUCCAGCUAUGGUGGCACUGACCAAGUUGGAUAGACCCUUUUUGCAGCUUUCAAGAGUCCUGCAAGAUAUGGAAGACGCGUUUGGAAUCAAACCGUUACCCUUGCAAGUCUUGUCGGGAGAACCAGAUGAUUACUCGGUGCUACCCUUGUUCCAGUUACAAGACGAUUCAGGAGACUUGAUCCAAAAUGCACAAGUCGCCAACAACGAAGAGUUACAGCUAGCAUGGACGGUUCUAGAGGAAGCCGUUGCCAUGACGGAUGAUGACCUACUCGUGGAUUAUCUGGAGGAUGGAGAACUCACGACAGGACAGGUUGUACGCGGCCUCCAAAAGGCUGUUCUACAGCACAAGAUACUCCCAUUGGUGUACACGUCUGCCGAAUCCGAUACGGGUGUGCGAGAACUCAUGGAUAUCGUUGUGGGUGUCUUGCCCAGUCCCUUGGACACAAGAGAUGAAGCCAUCCGAAUGGCAUGUGAACAGGAAGCCGCCAAAUGCGAUUUGAAGCCCGGUAUUGAAGCCGGAUUCUGUGCGCGGGUAUUGCACACCACCAUCAACUCUUUUGGGAGCCUCAGUGUCCUGCGUGUCAUUUCCAAUUCGGUCCAUGACACAAACGAUGCGUUUGCUUCGCUCCCUCACGAAGUUGUCAAUCUACGAAACGAAGAAACCAUCAAAAUGCCGUCCGUGGCCACGUCCUUUAGUCUCAGUGGCAAGGAUCGAGUGUCCUUGCAAGAUGGAAUGGCCAUCGUUCCCGGAGAUGUCAUUGCUGUGCCCAAAUUACCAGAAUCGGUACAUACCAAUGAUAUUCUCAGCAUUCCAGAAGCACAGGACGAUGAACUCUCCGAAAUUCUAUUGGAAACCCAAGCCAAUGUACUGACACCGCUCAGUCGUCCCGUCGAACAGGUCGCACUCAUGACGGCCGCCACCGUCACUUUUGCCAGUGGGGACACAUCCUCAUCUAAACAGAGCAAGAAAAAGAAGGGCGGAAAUAAAAACAACAAUAACGACGAAAAACUGGUCAAUGCAUUGCGCAGCUUGGCCCGUGAAGACUUGGCACUAAGGCUGGAACAAGAUGCAGCAUCCGGCAAACUCAUGGUGCAUUGUAUGUCGGCGGAGCAUUUGCAACUAUUGGCACUGCGACUUGAGGAUCGGUACGACUUGCAUGUGGAAUUUGGUCAGCCUCCGGUCGCUUACCGAGAGACAUUGGUCAAACGCGUCGUCAAGGUGGAAGGCAAACACAAAAAGCAAUCCGGAGGGAGUGGUCAAUUUGGCGUUUGUUUUAUUGAUAUGGAACCGUUGGAGGAAGGAGCGGGCAUUGAGUUCGAGUCAAGAAUUAAAGGAGGAGUCAUUUCCAAGACAUUCAUUGCGUCCGUAGAAAAGGGAGUCCGAGAACAGUUGCAGGCAGGAGGUCCUUUGGGCGGAUUCCCCGUGACAGAUGUCAAAGUCACAUUGGUGGAUGGGAAAAUGCACUCGGUGGAUUCCAAGGACAUUGCCUUUCAAUCUGCUGGGAAACAGGCCGUGAAAGCAGCCUUGGAACGCGGCAAAACACGUCUCCUGCAACCCAUGGAGAAGGUGACUUUUUCGAUUGAUACAAGCUUGCAAGGUGAUGUCAAUAGCAUUGUUUCUCGCUUCGAUGGAUACGUCCUGAGCUCGACUCCUGGCGAAGUGGGAUCGGAACUCGAAAUGGAAGCCAUUCUUUGCAGUGCGAGUAUUGGUCAGGUAUCCGACAGUUUGCGAGCUGCUUCCGCUGGCGAAGGUAGUUUCACGUCGGAGUUUUCCCAUUACCAGCCGGUGCAGGACGAUUUGGUCAAGGGCAUCGUAGGAGAAAGCCAUGACGACUGAUUCUUCCGGGCCCAGUGCAGCUAUAUCGUUGAACGAACGCGCUUCCGUUGUGAAAACAACCUAACACACGCAUUAUCUACUGUUGUAACAAAAGAAGAAACUAAACAUGCAAACAUGAAUCC